Molecule: messenger RNA, 1483 nt
Organism: Colletotrichum scovillei
Lineage: Eukaryota; Fungi; Ascomycota; Sordariomycetes; Glomerellales; Glomerellaceae
Product: RNA polymerase ii subunit 7
Exons: 3
Coding region: 454-1254 (266 amino acids)
Biological process (GO): positive regulation of nuclear-transcribed mRNA poly(A) tail shortening; DNA-templated transcription; transcription initiation at RNA polymerase II promoter
Cellular component (GO): P-body; RNA polymerase II, core complex
Molecular function (GO): translation initiation factor binding; single-stranded RNA binding; single-stranded DNA binding
Source: RefSeq, a predicted model, not a curated record
CUCAGGACAACCUCUCCGUUCACUACCCGUCGAGUCAUAACGCUGGCGGCGCAUCUCCUACAGCGCACCACAGAGGAGAUAUUCGUCAAAAUCCCGAUUCCUCGCGCUUCUUCUUCAUUCCGUCCUCGUGUAUUUUCUUUCCCGGAGGCGUGUCGCGCGUUGCAACCCUCUAGCUUCAGCUUGUUCGCGACUUCUGACCUUACUCACCGGUCUGCAUUUGGAAGCCGCGCAUCGAUUGCCUCGCCCCACGCUGCCAAUCGUGUCACUCGAUCGCGGAUCGAUUGAGACUACGUCAACACGAGCACUAGAAUUAGUCGCAUAUAAUACGAAGAGCUUGGGUUAAUAACGCGCCGACGCGUUGUUGGAGGCAGGAUACGGCCAACAUCGCUGACGACGACACGACGACGACCCGCUUCUCUCCUCCGAGCAUUCUGCGCCUUGGAAACCGUCACGAUGUUCUUCCUCUACAAUAUGGAGCGCAGGGUCACCCUGCACCCCUCCUACUUUGGCCGGAACAUGCACGAGCUGGUGACGAGCAAGUUGCUGAAGGACGUGGAAGGCACCUGCGCAGGAAGUUACUACAUCAUUUCCAUCAUGGAUACCUUCGAUAUUUCCGAGGGUCGCAUUCUCCCAGGCAGUGGCCUGGCCGAGUUCACGGUGGGAUACCGAGCUGUGGUUUGGCGACCCUUCAAGGGCGAGACGGUUGAUGCUGUGGUCUACUCAGUCAACCACCAGGGCUUUUUCGCCCAGGCGGGACCUCUGCGGUUAUUCGUGUCGGCACAUCUGAUCCCGUCCGAGAUCAAAUGGGAUCCCAAUGCGACACCGCCGCAGUUCACCAACAAUGAGGAUACCAUCAUUGAACCAGGAACCCACGUGCGUGUCAAGGUGAUUGGUACGCGCACAGAAGUCGGUGAGAUGUGGGCGAUCGGCAGCAUUAAGGAGGACUAUCUCGGGUAUGUCAAUAUCUGCGAAGCCUUGACUGGGUCUAACUCACAUAUCCUCGCAAAAGCUGCCUCCAGGACUAAACGUCACCCGCAAUGGGGAAGAGUAAGGAGAAGGGCCACGAACGACCACGCCCAACGCGACCUAUACAAACUUUGGUCGGCGAGAGGUGGGUAUUCGACACUCUACGCGAGUGGAUCUUUGGCCGUCUAUGGCAACAAGUGUUGCUCAGAGCAAUCCUUUUGGACAAGGCUCGGACGAACAUAUCAAGAGAGUCGUCUUUGGGCCACAAACGAGACAUCGCUACGCUGACCAAUCUGCAUCCGGGAAGUCAAACAUAGAGAAAAGUUUGGAGAGAGAGAAAAGAGGGCAUACACAUGCCUACAUCGUACAUGGCCGGCGCAUUUUUUGCGAUCCGCAGCGUCAGAUCUGGGUUCCUGAAAGUUGUACAAUAAGCUGUUGCUUUCCCACAUUCAACGAAAUAAAAAAGAGCAAAGCUACGAGCAAACGCAACUUCGCCCGGGUAGGCUUCUGGAGCGGC